Molecule: messenger RNA, 2186 nt
Organism: Xyrichtys novacula (pearly razorfish)
Lineage: Eukaryota; Metazoa; Chordata; Actinopteri; Labriformes; Labridae
Source: the annotation of a GenBank genome assembly
AAGACGUCAGUCUAAUAUGGCGGCACACAUGAUGGUUCGUUCGUGUUUACUUCUCCGUGGAGUGCUGUUUCCACGGGAUUUGAAACCACAUACUUUUUCGAUUGAACACAGUGAUAAUACGUUGCAGUCCACCAAAGCUUGCUACGGGACCAGAGGAACGGACUCCACACAGGUUUGUUAGUUUAUUGCAUAAUUAAGCCUUUAUUUUCUCUGUGUAAGGAACAACCCAACAGACUCUUUAAAUCAGACUACGAUUAUCAGAUCUAUUACCUUUGUAUAAAAGCCAAAUCAAAGAGCUUCCCGAGUUCAUAUUUUGAUUUACAUAGCAGUCUGAGUUGUUUAAUUAGAAUGUUAAAUGUUUUCAUCAUGUUUUCACAUUUUCACUCAUUCAGACCAUAGACUGUAUAUACUAUGGACAACUUGCUACAAUUCAACUUUGAUUUAGGUGUCAGAAACACAACAGCAAACACAGACAUUUGACUUCAAUGAUCUUUAUAUCAUUAUUCGAGCGUUGUGGUCAGACCUUGAACAGUUUUUUGGCUUUCUUUGUAAAAAAAAAAAUAAAUCAAAUCUUCACAAACUCUGUAAACUCACAGUUUCAUGAUCUUUACAUCACAACACACUGUUCAGUUUUGUGUUAUCUUCUUUUACAGGAGGACCAAGUGAACAUUCCAGUAGGUAAAUAUACAGAUGUAUAGGCUUUUCACUUAAAACACACUUCCAGAGUACUUUUCCUUUGGUUCUUUUCACAUUAUAUCUCUGAUUCUUUUAAAUCUUAGAGCGUCUGACAGUUUCUUACAGCAGAAGUAGUGGUCCUGGUGGUCAGCACGUCAACAAAGGUUCGUAAAGUUUGAUCUUUUCUCCUGGUGUGAAAAAGAUAUCUGUAUUUGCCAAAGUGACAAGUAACUCUUCUCCUGAAUCUUUUCCCUUAUUUUCUCCUGUAAAAAAAUCCUAACCCACAGUCAGCACAAAAGCAGAGGUCCGUUUCCAUGUACUAACAGCAGAGUGGAUUUCAGAGGAUGUUCGGCAAAACAUCUUUGAAAAGGUCUGUUUUUACAUGCUCUGAAAUUAAGGAAAACAUCUGAACUCUGAAACAAUUAAUGUGAAUACUUUGAAUAGACUCUUUUACAUCAUAUUAUCAUCAUAUUUCUGUUUUCUCACUUUUUUCUGUGGUAUUUGUCACCAAGUUGUCAUAGAAAAAGGGAAAAUAGUAGGUACUGACCAUAGACUGUAUAAAGAAUGGACGCCAUCUGCCUCCUUACCGGGUGAGGCCACCCUGAGAACAGCACACUCUAGUGACUGGCUGCAGUAUAGGUCAUAAAUCCCACCUCCUCCAGCAAAGCUUAUAGCGCUGUGGACUAACUUUAGAAUACACAGAAUAUAAAUUUCUCUCCCCCCUGCUUGCGAUGUUGACAUGUAGUUACUGUAAGACUGGUUAGUUGACACUUGAUGCAGCCUAUGGGCGUACGAAGAUUGCGUAGCUCACCUGGGAAAAAUCGCGGAAAUACUGAGAGCUUUUCCUGGGUGAGCUUCAAAGAUGGCUUCAAAUCCGUAUACUGGCGGAAGGCGGAACCAAGUUGUCCGUAGUGUAUACAGUCUAUGGUCCUAUGUUAAAGUCCUUAUGUGAGUCUUUGAAGUCUACUGUAUGAUUUCUUUAUUUAAUGGCACAGAAUAAAAACCGCAUCAACAAGGCUGGGGAGCUGCUGAUAACCUCAGAGCUGAGUAGAAGUCAGCACAGAAACCUUGCUGAUUGUAUAGAAAAGAUUUCUGCUAUCAUAGCUGAGGCCAGUGAGACACCUUAUGAGCCAACAGCAGAGGACAUCGCGCUAAGAGCAGCCAGGUAUUGUGCACUGUUUCAGCACUUUAUCUAUCCACCUUUAUUAUAAAUGAGUUGUUUCUGACCUGAGGUUUGCUGUGCAGGUUAGAAAAGAGAAACAAAGAGAGACUCAGACAGAAGAAGAUCCACUCUACUACCAAGAAAAGCAGACGGCAGGAUUUUGACUGACUGCUGAAUGGCUACCUCUCAUGAUUGUAGUCAAUGUGACAUAUAUUAUAUGUUAUAUGAAUUUCUGAAUUUACUUUUUUUUCUGCAAGACAUAAAUCAUGACAAAGAUGUGUAAUAACAUAAAUUAAAAGCAUGUAUUUACAAAAUUGUGUGAAUAAAGAAAGUUGGUGAUAAAACUGUG